AUGUCAGUCAAGACAGUCUUCCUUUCAUUGCUGGCGUUAUCCGGAGCGGUAUCGUUGCCACAGACUGACUACGAUGUCAUUAUCGUCGGUGGAGGCCCCGCGGGUCUCAGCGCCCUCAGCGGUGUUUCUCGUGUCAGACGCAACGCUCUGUUGUUUGACAACCAGCAGUAUCGGAAUGCCCCGACCCGAGAAAUGCACGAUGUCAUCGGAAACGACGGCACCCCACCUGCGACUUUCCGAGGUCUAGCUCGAGAGCAGAUUUCGAAAUACGAUACCGCUCACUUCAAGAAUGAGACAGUGGAAUCUAUCGUUCCUUUAGAUGGCGAUUUUUCCGCCUUCAAUGUCACCGAUGCUACCGGAGAGAGCUAUACAGCGCGCAAAAUUGUGCUUGGUACUGGUUUGCGUGACCUUCUUCCCUCAACGCCCGGUCUACGUGAAGCAUUCGGAAAGGGAAUUUUCUGGUGUCCAUGGUGCGACGGUUAUGAGCACCGCGAUCAGCCUUUCGGCAUUGUCGCUGAUAUCGCCAGCGUGCUUGGUGCCGUCUUGGAAGUCCACACCUUGAACAGCGAUAUCAUUGCCUUCACCAAUGGGACGCGGACACCUGAAGGAGAGGCUCGUGCCUCACAGAAGUAUCCAGACUGGGAUAAGCAGCUGGAGGCUUGGGGUGUCCCCUUCGAUAACCGUAUCAUCGAAUCUUUUGAACGUCUCCAAGACGGUGGUACUCACCGUGAUCAGGACGAAGACAAGCAGUACGACAAAUUCCGCGUUCACUUCACCGAGGGUGAGCCGGUCGAGCGUAAUGCUUUCCUGGUUGACUACCCCACCGAUCAGACCUCGACCCUCCCAGCUCAGAUGGGUCUUGAGAUGGACAACAGGAAGAUCAAGGUCACCAGUGCUAUGCGAACCAACGAAACUGGUGUCUUUGCUAUCGGGGACGCAAAUAGCGAUGGUUCCACCAACGUCCCUCAUGCUAUGUUCAGCGGCAAGCGUGCUGCCGUUUACAUUCACGUUGAAAUGUCUCGCGAGGAAUCAAAGUCAAUAAUUUCUAAGCGUGAAGGAAUGAUAUCUCAUCGUGAGCUUGAGGAGGAGGCCUACAACGCAAUAGGUGACAACCUUGAGCGAGAAUGGAAGCGCGCACAAGGUCUAUAG
Molecule: messenger RNA, 1149 nt
Organism: Penicillium daleae
Lineage: Eukaryota; Fungi; Ascomycota; Eurotiomycetes; Eurotiales; Aspergillaceae
Product: NAD(P)/FAD-dependent oxidoreductase
Exons: 4
Coding region: 1-1149 (382 amino acids)
Molecular function (GO): oxidoreductase activity
Source: RefSeq, a predicted model, not a curated record